This is a messenger RNA of Topomyia yanbarensis, 1058 nucleotides long. RefSeq lists its product as uncharacterized. The transcript has 3 exons. Lineage: Eukaryota; Metazoa; Arthropoda; Insecta; Diptera; Culicidae. The record is from RefSeq and is a predicted model, not a curated record. Bases 178 to 939 code for a protein of 253 amino acids.
CUGUCAAGGCACACGAACAACAAGCCCAACGAGAAAUACGUUACGUGAAGAAGUAGAAAACUGACGAAAUUUCCAAGGAAAUCGAUUUGAAAUCGUGAUUAUUUUCGACAAUUCAGAUUUUAGAACGUACUAGUGUAAAUAGACUACGACGAAAAUACAAGGAAUACUCGUAAAAACAUGGAAUUCGAUUGGGACAACAUCAGCAUCGGUGAUCCCGGAUUGAACAACUCGGGGAGCUUUUUCUAUCGUGGCAUAAACGGAGAAAAACAUCAUUUAGAUCCUUUAAUGAUUAAGAUCGAGAAAAUGGAUUUGAAGGACUUACAAUCGGAACCGUGUUCGAGUACUUCGGUAAAACCCACUGCUGGAGCCAUGCAGAUGAAGCAGACGAAGACGAAGGUUUGUAGCGAGCAAACGUACGAUCGAGCCUACCGCUAUGCCCAGGUCUACGAACAGAAGCGACAGGCUCUGCGGGAAAAGGAAAGCAUGCAGUUGCAGGAGAUGAAAAAGUUCCACGCACGACCGGCUCCAAAUUUUCGACAUACCACGAAAAAGGAAAAUACCGAACCGAAAUUCACCAUUCCUACUACACCGAAACAGAUGAAACCAGAGCGACUGAAAAAAUCUGCCGAUCAAGCGAAAAAAAUGCAGGAAAGAUCUAAAGAAGCUGAACCGACUAAGUUUCGGGCAAACGACGCAAAGGUUCUGAAGGAGCAACCCUUCCAGCCGGAGCUACCUAAAACUGUGCUUGCGCAGGAACCGUUCAACCUAAGGAUGUCGUCUAGACUUCAGGAGCGCAAAAGGUUUGACGCCGAGUUGCAGCGGGCCAAAGAGGAAAAAUCUCAACGUGAAGCGGCAGAGCGCCGGGCAGCCGAGGAACGCGAAGUGAAGCUAUUGCGCAAACAGAAAGAAUUUAAAGCUACCCCGAAUCCUUUUAAGUAACCCAUCGAUUUGAGUGUGUUUUGUCCCUAAUUUAGGAUCCUUUUUUGUGUAUUUAAUAUAGUCAUUUAUCGUUCGUUUGAAUUCAAACGUUUUCUAGUUAUUACAGGUAACAUAAAAUA